Messenger RNA from Pseudoliparis swirei, 2589 nucleotides. It is a transcript of the gene cdt1, whose product is annotated as chromatin licensing and DNA replication factor 1. Gene Ontology annotation, molecular function: DNA polymerase binding; DNA binding. Gene Ontology annotation, cellular component: nucleus. The coding region runs from base 154 to 2175 and encodes 673 amino acids. The transcript has 9 exons. NCBI's taxonomy places the organism in Eukaryota, Metazoa, Chordata, Actinopteri, Perciformes, Liparidae. The record is from RefSeq and is a predicted model, not a curated record. Gene Ontology annotation, biological process: DNA replication checkpoint signaling; regulation of DNA-templated DNA replication initiation; mitotic cell cycle.
UCGCGCGAAAUUCCUUUCUUCUUCCUGCGAGGUGUGAAUAUUUCCGGAUAGCUCUCGUCGAUGGAUAGUAUUUAUACUGUUACCGACCUCAGAGAAUCAUCGUAGACUCGUUUUCACUUCGCGGCUCUUGUGUCUACCUCAAGCAGCGGAAACAUGGCGCAGCCGCGAGUCACGGAGUUCUUUUCCCAGAAGAAGAAAGGGGUCGCCUCUCCGGUGAAACCGACCGAGCAGCGCAGGAGCGCGGUUAUCGGCCGCGGCUCGUCCGAGAUCGGAUCCAAUGUUGCCAGCACGAGGGCAAGAGCCUCCAAAAACAAAGGUGUUUUCCUCCGCUCGUCCUCCGUCCACGAAGAGUUUGUCCGAGUAAUCCACGAGGCGGUGGAGCUGGACCACGGAGUUAGUUCCGCGGACAGUACCCCCUCCAGUACCCCCUCCAGUCCCCGGACACCGACCUCUGCGGGGACCGAUUUUGACCUCGGAGCCGCCGUGUUUUCAACCACCGCCAAGCACAGCAAGGCCAAAAAGAGGCGACGGGUGGAGGUCUUUCCGGACGCGUGCGUCCCGGUUCCGGAGAAAGCAGCGAGGACGAAGGCGAGGAAGAAACUGGUCCUCCCUCAAAACACCCCGAAGGUGAUCCAGCAGCACCGGACCCCACCUGCAGCCCCUGUUUCUGGGCCGAAGGCUGAGAAGCAGCUCCACUUCCAAACCAACAGCUCCCCACAGAGAGAAGUCCACAGCGAGGACACGAGAGGAGAGGACAGCAAGGUUCUCUGUAAAGAGGGCAUUGAAACCCUCAAGUCUCGCCUUCAGAGGAUCAAGAAACACGCCGAGAACAUAACCAGAGCUUCUUCCCCGGCUUCUAUAUCUCCGGUGGGCUCAGCUGCUCCUAAACCGACCCUGUGCGUCCCCAGAAGCGCCGCCUCCGAUGCCAAGGCCCUCAAGUUCACCGUUGCACAAGUCAAAGAGCUCGCAGCUAAAGCUCAGCGGCGGAAGGAGGAGAGAGAGGCCAAUGAGAGCAAGCCGAGCGAGGCACCACCCGUUCACAGCACCGAGCCGCCGGCGUACCAGCGGUACCACACUCUCGCCCAGGCGUCCCCCCCCGGCCUGUCCCUGCCGUUCCAGUACAAGGUGCUGGCCGAUAUGUUCCGGAGCAUGGACACCGUGGUCGCCAUGCUGCACAACCGCAGCGAGACGGCCACCUUCGCCAAGAUCCAGCGGGGCGUUCAGGACAUGAUGCACAAGAGGUUUGAGGAGAGCCACCUCGGUCAGAUAAAGACGGUGUUCCCGGACGCCUACACGUUCAGACAGGAGAAGAACGUCCCGACCUUCAACAGCAACGUCAAGAAGGGCCGCUGCCAGCUCACCGUGGAGCCCGUCCUCCGCUCUGGCCAGAAUGAGGCUCGUCCUGUCCUGUUGGCCUCUUGCCUCCUGGAGAGAAGAACCGCCUUCCACCUGAGUCUGCUCUCCGUCGUCAAACAGCACCACAAGAGCUUCCUGUCCUUGUUGGUUCCUCCCGUGUCGGUUCCGGAGGACCAGCUGACCCGCUGGCAUCCUCGCUUUAACGUGGACACUGUGCCGGCUGUGUCGGCCAGCCUGCUGCCGCAGCCUCCUCACCACGACACGCUGACCACAGCGCAGGAGGUGCUCGACAAGGCACGCUCGCUCAUCACACCCAAGAUGGAGAAGGCUUUGGUUUCUCUGGCUCAGAGGACGGAAGGCAAAGAGCCGGCGCCUCCACAGAACCCGGCCGCCGCCCACGUACCCGCCCCCCCAACCGCCCUCAAAGGAGUGUCCCAGCCACUGCUGGACAGGAUUCGCGCAAAAGAGGCCCAGAAGCUCCAAGCAGCCAUGACACGAAACCCCAAACAAGAGGACCGUCUGCUGAUGAUGUCGCGGCUUCCCGAGCUGGCCAGGAUUCUCCGGCAUGUUUUUGUUGCGGAGAAGAAACCCGCGUUAAUCAUGGAAGUGGCCUGCAACAAGGCAGUGGCCAGCUACAGAUCUGCUCUCAGUACAGGUGAAAUGGAGAAGCACAUCCGUCUGCUGGCAGAAUUGGCUGCCGAUUGGCUGGCUAUACAUCCAAUCAGGAAGGACUUCUACCUGAAGCUGAACAAGAACAUGGAGCUCAACAUCGUUCUGGACCGGCUGGGCAGCAGACUGCGAGAGGAGGAGAGAAUCUGAGAUGCAAACCGUUUCUCCCGGCCAGCAGACUGGAGGCUCGCAGCUUUUCGAAGUGCAAUAUUUACCAGUGAAUUUCACUGAUUUGUGGACAGUUUGUGACUGUCUGACAUUUUAUACAAAACAUGUUUUGUUGCGUGCCACGUGGUCAAGGCUUUACAGGAAUGGUCACUAAACGGGUACCAUCAGCCCUCGUCCUGAUGUUUAAUUCCCCGCCCAUGUUGUAAAGAUGUUGUUUUAACCACAUUUCUGUGCUGUUGACUUUGUUUUGUUCCUCUUAUGAAAGUGUAAUGUCGGCUUUGACUUCCAGACUUUUUAUGGAUAAAUUUGUCUGCGAUGUAGAACUGCUGAAUGUUUGUCCAUUUUUUGAGGUCCCUGUUCGAUCAUGUUUAAGAAAUACAAGCAUCUGUCAAAGUU